This is a messenger RNA of Amborella trichopoda, 1840 nucleotides long. RefSeq names its product Ribosomal protein L1p/L10e family. The record is from RefSeq and is a predicted model, not a curated record. Gene Ontology annotation, cellular component: large ribosomal subunit. Lineage: Eukaryota; Viridiplantae; Streptophyta; Magnoliopsida; Amborellales; Amborellaceae. Gene Ontology annotation, molecular function: structural constituent of ribosome; RNA binding. Gene Ontology annotation, biological process: translation.
UGCUAUUUACCCAACUUAAACCCUCUGUGUGGGAAAGCUUAAACCCAAUAACCUUGCAUGUACUGGCGAGUGCAGCUGAACGGCAUGUGAGCUCGAUGCCAUGGCGGCUCUGAAACUGGCCCUCAACCAAUCUCGCCGCCAUUGCUCCUCGCUUUCGACCUUGAAACUCUUUUACUUCUCUUUCUCUCAAUUUCCAGGGAUUCAGCGUCUAACUCCUCCCAUUUCCUCUAAUCUAGGGUUUCAUCAAUGCAUAUCUUCUCUUUCUUUAGGUCUUGGGUCUCAAUUCGCCCCUUUCUCUUCAUCUUCUGAUUCAGACCCUCAAUUAAAGCUUGAACCGGAAGCUCCUGAGAAACCACCUAGGGUUUCUCCAACACUGAAACCCGUUUCUUACCCUGUAAAACCUAAAGAUCAUGCACACGAAGAAGUAGAAGAAGCCCCAAAAACCACCUCUAGAAGAUCAAGAGAACCUCGGCAUUUCGUGUCUCAAAGCUUUGAACCUGAAUCUGAGUCCAAAGCUGAACAAGAUGCAGAGACUGAGGCUCGAAGAUGGACCAGAGAAGACAUUCGUUAUGUGAAGAAUGUUCCAAAUAUUUCUCCUAUUUCUUAUCCUACAAAGGUUGCUCCUCUUCCUGAAGAUAGGAGUAGCGCAGAUGAUGGUGUAGAGAGAGAAGGGGAUGGGAAAGAGGAGCCGAGGAGAGAUAGGGCUGAGGAAGAACAAGAAAAGGAAGAUACUUUGAUCUUUGAGAGUAAAGGUAGAAAGAUUGAUGCAGAGACAAGGAUAAGAAGGGUUCUGAGAGUGGAGGAGGAAAAGGUUCCAUUUCCGACAUUGAUCAAGGUGGAGAAGAAUAAGCCCGCGACCCCCAUGGAGUUGCAGGAGGCCAUUAGAGAGGUCAAGGCCAAUGCCCGGCAGAAGUUUGUUGAAACGGUUGAAGCGCAUGUAGUAUUGGGUGUUGACCCACGUCGUGGUGAUCAGAUGGUGAGGGGCGCUAUCACACUUCCUCAUGGAACUGGGAAGACUGUUAGAGUAGCUGUAUUUGCAGAUGGUGCAGCAGCAGAUGAAGCCAGGGCAGCGGGUGCUGAUGUAGUUGGUGCAGAUGAACUGAUUGAGGAAAUUAAGAACGGCGGGGGCAAGCUAAAUUUUGAUAAGUGCAUUGCAACUCCUAGUUUUAUGCCCCGACUUGGAAAGAUAGCAAGAAUUCUCGGUCCUCGUGGAAUGAUGCCCAAUCCCAAGCUAGGAUCUGUGACUAGCGAUGUUGCUACGGCAGUACAAGCAGCAAAACGUGGUCGUGUUGAUUUUAAAAUAGACAAAACUGCUAUUGUGCAUGCAGGCCUUGGGAAGGUCGAUUUCUCUGAUGAAGCAUUACGUGAAAACAUUGGGGCUUUUGUUAAUGCUCUUUUGGAAGCCAAGCCCAUAGGUCUAAAGAAGACCUCAAAAUAUGCGGGGUACAUGAACUCCUUCACUCUAUGCUCUACGAUGGGACGUGGAUUUCCUGUUUCAAUUCAGUCCCUUUCUCUGGCUGCAGAUCAAUACACUAGGUUGAGUCCCAAGUGAUUGCUGUUCAUGAAUAUUAGUUUCUCUUCAUGGAAAGAGGAAGAAAAAUGAAAUUUGCGAGCUUUGCAUGUCUGUGUGCAUGUAUUUUAGUCCUCGAUGGAUGUGUGCCACCAGUAAGCUGUUUAUGGCCAUGGCAUGGGUGACAAUUUUGAUUGCGAGAUAAAAUCUCAGCAUUUUUCUUGAAAAAGAUGAAUAGAAUAAAAGACAAAAAAACAUCUGGAGUCCUACUGAUGAUUCAUUUUGGAAACAAUUUUGUGGUUAUUUAGUGGAAACAUUUCUUUAUUUCUA